CGCUAGCCCGUUAAUUCCGUGCCGCCCUUCGCCUCUUUCAAAUUCCACGCCCCCUCCAUUUUCAUUCCAAACCAGCACGAGCGCGGGGCGAGCAGUGGCUCUGGAAACGACUAGAAUCAACGGAGAUCAGAGGCGACACUGCUCUUCCCGAUGCACGCGUGCUUCCAUGGCGGCGGUGGCGGCAACAGCAGGAUCACCAAGUCCGUCGGCUUCAUCGUCAAGAGCAUGAAGGCCCUGUCCCUCCUAAAAGUGAAGACGGCGGGCGACGGCCAUCCGCACGCGCCGCGUCGUCGGCGGCGGCGGCAUCGGAGGCGCUCCCCCGAGGCAGACGAGCUGCAGGACAAGGACGUCGCGGCGGCAUCGUCGUCCGCGUCCUCGUCCGCCAAGAUCGCGCCGGCGCAGCCGCACGAAGCCGCCGACGGUGACCUUCGGAGAGACCGCCUCCCCCAGGACGAGGAGCUGCGGCGGCAAGGAGGAGCUAAACACGGGCACUGCGACAAGUGCUGCUCGCCGUUGGAAGACGACGACGAGGAGGCCGCCGCGGGUACGGCGGACGCGGCAGGCGACGGGGAGUGGGCGGCGGAGCCGGAGCCCGGCGUGCUGAUGACGCUGUGGCCGCGCGGCGACGGCUCCAACUACCUCCGCAGGAUCCGGUUCAGCGAGGAGUACUUCGGCGACGCGUGGGCGGCGCAGACCUGGUGGGCGGACAACUGCGACCGCAUCGUCGAGCUCUACAGCGUCGUCGUCCAGCCCGAACACCCCUCGCAGGACGGCGACGACGAUGACGACGACGACGAUCCGGCUGCGCCCGUAACUCCGUGCCAGUCCGAGGACGACGAGCACCAACGGCAGGAUGGGGCUGGGGACCUGGACUACUCGGCGUCGUGCUCGGCGUCGGCGUCGGGAGGCUCCACCUCCAACUUCUCCGGGCCGUCCAGCGGCAGCGGCAGCGGGUCUGCCAACAAGGUGGACUCUCCGAUUCUCGGCCUCGUCACCGAGGCCGACAGCAUCACAAGAACAGCCCGGCCGCAGCACAGCCAUACGGCAACGGGACAAUAACAGUGUGACACUCACGAAUAUACUUGCUCGCCCGUCUUACACCAUUGUUUGACAGUUUUUACAAUGCUUAACUUUUUAGGUGAGUGGUUGUUUGCUGGGAAUGUACAGUAUUUGGCUCAAAAUUCAAAAUGUUUCAGAAGCUC
Zea mays is the source of this 1202-nucleotide messenger RNA. RefSeq lists its product as uncharacterized. The coding region runs from base 151 to 1059 and encodes 302 amino acids. NCBI's taxonomy places the organism in Eukaryota, Viridiplantae, Streptophyta, Magnoliopsida, Poales, Poaceae. The record is from RefSeq and is marked provisional. The transcript has 3 exons.